Molecule: messenger RNA, 1054 nt
Organism: Magnolia sinica
Lineage: Eukaryota; Viridiplantae; Streptophyta; Magnoliopsida; Magnoliales; Magnoliaceae
Exons: 2
Coding region: 184-855 (223 amino acids)
Molecular function (GO): hydrolase activity
Source: RefSeq, a predicted model, not a curated record
UUCGUCUACCUCCGUCUGGUCUCCUUCAUUUCACCAUCCUUUCCUUAAAAGUCCCACCCAAAUGCUACCAAACUGCCAGAAAACACAUCUUAAGAACGCAGUUGCUCGUUUCUUACAUCUGCUCUCUUUAACACCCCUCAUUUCUCAAACCCUUGCUAUUUUAACAUCUCUCUUUCUCUCUCGAUGACCACACCAUCAUCUACCGUCGAAUCCUGCACCGUUGAAACUGCCGAUGGCGCCAAGCUCCACACCCGAGUCUUCAAGCCCAAAGACCCCAAGGACAAUUUGGUAAUUGUGCUUGUCCAUCCGUACUCCGUCUUGGGUGGCUGCCAAGGCCUGCUGAGAGGGAUAGCCGUUGGUUUGGCGGAGAGAGGGUACACGGCCGUUACGUUUGAUAUGCGAGGUGCUGGUAGGUCUACUGGAAGAGCUUCUCUCACAGGCUCUGCUGAAAUCCGCGAUGUAAUUGUUGUCUGCAAAUGGGCUGUUGAUAAUCUGUUGGCCGAUCGGAUUCUGUUGGUGGGUUCUUCGGCAGGUGCAGCAAUUUCAGGUUCUGCAGUGGAUCUGGUCGAACAGGUUGUGGGCUAUGUGAGUUUAGGGUACCCAUUUGGCUGGACUGCCUCCAUCCUCUUUGGCAGGCACCAAAAAGCCAUUCUACAAUCUCCCAAACCAAAGCUCUUUGUUAUGGGUACCAAUGACGGGUUUACAAGUGUAAAGCAGUUGGAGAAUAAGCUGAAAUCUGUGUCGGGCCGCGUUGAAACCCAUUUACUUGAAGGUGUAGGCCACUUCCAAAUGGAGGGUCCUGCUUAUGAUGCCCAAAUGGUGAAUCUGAUCCUCCAGUUCAUAGAAUCUUUGUAGGACCAGCAUGACAAGCUUUGGUAUGUGUGUGAUCAAGAAUGUAAGCAUAGGAUUGCUGGAGGCCAUUGAUAAUCUUGGCUCCAGAUGCCCUUGUUCCUUAUUUUUUGUGAUCUCUAUCUUGCCUCCAGAUGCCCUUGUUCCUUAUUUUUUGUGAUCUCUAUCUUUCAUUAUUGUAAUUUAUCUGCAUAUUCACUGACUA